AUGGACCAUCUUAAGCAUUGGACGGCGAGUGUGGCCCCCCUGGGUCACAAGCUCUCUGAGCGUUUCGGCACGCUGAACCAGCAGGCGCGCGAGCACUUCGGGCAGACGGACGACCUGACUGAGCUGCCAGAGGAGUACAAGCAGCUGGAGCAGCGCGUCGAUGCACUGAGGAGCGCCCACCAGGCGAUGAUGCAGUAUGAGUCUGUGACGCAGAGUGCGCAGUCGAUCGGCCAUACGCUGUCGCAGUGGGCGGCGCAAGCUACGCGCAACACGGGCCUGCCGCAGGUGCAGCCUACGUAUGCGCCGCCGACGCAUCCCCGCACGCUACACCAUGCGAUUGCGCGUAGUGCGACGGCUGCCGCGAUGGACUUGGGCAAGUGCCCGCAACAGAUGCCGGCGUACACGGGUGGUGAGCCAGUGACAACGAUGGAGAGUAAGCUUGCGGAGCUGCUACAGAAGUUUGCCGUGGCCGAAGAUGCCGUGGGUCACGCUCGUAUCGCGCAGGACAAGGCGAUCUUGAGCCAGUUCAUUUCGGUGUGGAAUGCGUUUGGCUCGCAGAUCCAGCUUGCGAUGAAGGCGCGCCAACAGGUCCGUGAGGCGCGUCUGCACCUAGACGGCUGGCGCGGCCACCUCAAGAGCGCCGAGGCGAGCUCGUCGUCGAAGCUGGAGACGUACCGCCUCGAGGUCGAACAGGCGGAGGACAAGCUCGUAAGCGCGACGGAGGAGGCGAUCAGCCUGAUGAAGACUGUGCUGGACAACCCUGAACCGGUGAAGAGCCUCGCGAGCUUCGUCAAGGCACAGCUGAAUUACCACCGCUCGGCUGCGCAGACGCUCGAGCAGCUCAAUGCCGAGAUGAACACGCUGGUCACGAGUGUUGAGGCCGACUUCCGCGCAUCGCGGGAGUAG
Malassezia sympodialis ATCC 42132 is the source of this 906-nucleotide messenger RNA. RefSeq lists its product as uncharacterized. The transcript is spliced from 3 exons. Lineage: Eukaryota; Fungi; Basidiomycota; Malasseziomycetes; Malasseziales; Malasseziaceae. The record is from RefSeq and is a predicted model, not a curated record. The coding region runs from base 1 to 906 and encodes 301 amino acids.